AUGGAGAACACACCGCAGCUGGGUACAGCUGCAGACCUUGAAAUGCGGGCUGCUCGCAUUGCAGACCCUGGCAUAGAUCUCAAAACGAAGCACAAUGUUGCAUGCGAGCUACGAGAAAUGAUAGACACUGUUCGAGACGCUGAAUCCGCGCGGGUAUUCCCUCAAAUGAUUCCAGUCCUCUUGGAAAUUCUGACCUCUGGGGACGCUGCAUAUCAUAAAGACAUCAUGGAGUACCAAUUCAGGCGCGUGCUGCUUGAAAUCAUACAUCGCAUACCCUACGGGGAAACUAUACGUCCUCUGGCUUUGCCAUUACUUAGUGGUAUGCUCCACGCCUUGCGUCAUGAUAACGAGGAAAACGGCGUUACUGCAUGCAAGAUCAUCAUCGACCUUCUACGGUCAUUUCGAGCGCUGACAGAAGAGCUCGUUGCCGAAUUCAUGGGAAUUCUUCAAGACGUAUUUCGCAACAUGAAUGGACUGGUCCUUGAAACGCUCUGCGAGGACUCCCCUGUUCUUGAUCCCAAUGUCGUCCCUCCCAGCAUUCGCAGUUUCAAAGUCCUCGCCGAGAUGGGAAUGGUAGUUGUCACCUUUUCUCAGAGCCAUCGCCCCCUAGUCCUUACAGUCAUUCAAACGACACUCAACCUCAACUUUGAGGUUCUGGGCCUCGAAUCUCCCGCCCAAAAAAAGGCUAGAGAAGAUCAUGAAGCCAUGGGAUCUUACUGGUCCGGCAUGGCCACCACCAUUAAGAAUACUCAAGCCUACAUGGAUUUCAUCAAUGGGCAAAUCAAGAUGGUAUCUUAUGUUGCAUACAUCAUGCGAGGCAUUGGAGAACAGUUCGAUUCCUUUGGAGAAAGGCUUAUUCUUGCUGCUCUUCGACUAAUGCAAGACUUGCCUUCCAACGGCAUCCAGGCCCGAAAGGAUCUGAUAGUGGUGCUACGGCAUCUGAUUGGCACGCCGCAUCGGAAGGCCCUUUUGCCCCAGAUCGAUAAACUGUUUGAUGAACGUAUUCUUCUUGGAGAUGGAGUGGGCAGUAAAGAGACUUUGCGUCCGUCGGUUUAUGCCUCGGUUGCAGACCUUGUACACCACGUCCGAGGCGACCUCUCUGCGAAUCAGCUCUCGCGUGUGGCGAAGCUGUAUUCCGCGUUGAUUCAUAAUCCGUACCUCAGUCAUAACUUGCAUACGCUGUUCUCCAAGAUGAUGUUCGGUCUGAUCGAGAAUAUUACAACGAAGGACACCCCUCAAGGUGCCUCACGGGUACUGACUGCCAUGUUCGAGACCUGCGUUGACAAGGUCGAGGCGAUGACACUGGUCUUGGACAAUGCACUUGAGAGGAUAGAAAAAGCCAAGAAUGGUGAAGGGGAGGGCAUCGACUUUCUGCUGAUAGAGAAAACGCGACCUGUUGCAGGUGCUGCCUAUGCAACUGAGAAGCCAGAAGAGGUAAUUCAUGAAUGUCGAUUUCUCUUCCGAACCCUCCUCCAUGGUUUCCGUGUUUGCCUGGUGGGAUUGAAGAAAUGUGAUGCUCCGGUUCCCGAAGGCACACUGAUCCUCCGUCUUUUCGAAAGUUGCAUGAAAUGUAUGGCCCUGUUUGAUACCGAGCCUCGCGACGCCACCGAAGCCAUGGACUGGUUCAGCGCAGUUCUGCUGGAAGUCAAUUUGCACGUGUUCCAAGAGGUUUGGACCCACAAGAUUGAGUUUUUUUUCGAAGCAGCUCGCAAGAGACCUGCACUCUUACAAAUUUGCCAAAUUUUGUUCAGUCGUGAAAACGUCUCGCCUACUCUGGUAGCAAUCGUCCUUCGUUUCCUCAUUGACCGCCUGUCACUUCUUGGGGAAUACGACGACCAGACAGCGGUCAUCACCAUUCGGCUGUUCAAAAUGGCAUUUGGUGCAGUCACAUCUUUUCCUGUGCCCAAUGAACCCAUUCUGGCUGCGCACUUAGCUAAACUCAUCAUGGAUUGUUUCCCUCUCGCUGCCAAAGCUUCCAAGUCAACCAACUACUACCAUCUUUUGAGAGGCUUGUUUCGUGCAAUCGGCGGAGGAGGGGGUCGCUACGAACUUCUCUACAAAGAGGUUCUACCACUCCUUCCCGAUAUGUUGGAAAGCUUAAACCGCCAGUUGCAUGCCUCCGAAGGGUAUGCGAGGGACAUGAUCGUCGAGCUUUGCCUUACGGUGCCCCUGCGUCUCACACAUCUCCUACCUCAUCUCACAUAUCUUAUGCGUCCCCUCGCACUUGCGUUACGUGGGACUCCUGAGCUCGUGUCUCAGGGUCUUCGUACCCUUGAGCUUUGUAUCGACAAUCUGACGCCGGAUUUCCUUGAUCCGACCCUCAACACCGUUCUUCGAGAACUCAUGGAAGCGCUUCAUAGUCACCUAAAGCCACUACCUGCCAGUCAUCAUCAUGCCCACACGACCAUCCGUAUUCUUGGCAAGCUCGGUGGACGCAAUCGUCGAUUAUUGUAUAAAGAGCCUGCUCUCGAAUACAACCCAUUCUCGAAGGCCGCAACUAUUCCUCUUUCAUUUGGCGGUUCGAUGGAAAACGUGAAGCUGGCCCCGAUGAUCAACUUAGCAGUUCGAACCCUGCGCAAGGCUGCACCUGCCUAUCGUGCCCAAACAUACUCAUUUUUGGAGACGUGUACCAUUACUCUUCUGCAUGAUAAUAACCAUGGACCGGACGAAUCUGUAGUGUUCGUUAAAUCGCUGGAAGCGAUAUUUGACGCGAUACACAUGCCCGAAGUGAAAGACGACGCAGACAAGUUCAUUCGUGAGCUAUCUCGAACUGUAUUUUCAAUGGAGCUCCGCAAGAAUGCCACCAAGGAAGCUGGCCUCAAGCGAUAUCCCAGUCCCCUGCUUUCUUCGUACUUGGAGGCCUUGCCUUGCGCUCUCGCACGUGAUAACACCGAAGAACUGCACAAGGGUGAAGAACUUAUCACAUCAAUCUUGAAUGACUUGGUAGUGAUGUGCGCGCAGAAUGGGGCUACUGCACAGGACAUUAUUCCGACGCUGAUCCAAAUCUCUGCGCGCUUUUGUGCCGUCUGCCUCGAUGAUUCAUGGGUGCGGAAGAGUGCAGGAUGCAUUGGAAUAAGAAUUUUGACGUGCCUCCCUAAUAUUGGUGUAAAAUGGCUGGGUGAAGUUGAACUUGUGCGAACCUUGCUCCACAUCCUGAAGGAUCUCCCUUUUGAUCUUCCGCGCGAUGUCACCGACGUGAUCGAGGUCCUCAAACGUGUCUUGCGCGUUACCUAUACGGAUAUGGAUGCCAUGUCUGACGUCCCCAUCAUCGCUCGUGCCAAGCUAGUCCAUAUCCUCGGUAUCUUCUUCUCGGAGCUCUCAAACCCCAACCCAGUGGUUCGUCAUGCAGCCCAAAUCUGCGUCGAUGUCUUCGUCGAGCUCACUGGGAAGUCGGCUCACGAGCUCCUCUUACCACAUCGGGAUCGCAUGCUGACAGCAAUCUACACCAAACCCUUGAGGGCGUUAUCGUUCCCCAUUCAAGUGGGCAUGAUUGAUGCAGUACGCUACUGUGUCAGUCUCGAUCCACCUCUCCCGGAGCUGAAUGACGAAUUGCUCCGAUUAUUACACGAAACUCUCGGACUCGCCGACGCCGACGACGUCCAGCUCGCUCGUGGAAAUCUUCGUCAAGGAUCUCUCGAGAUUAUUAAACUUCGGGUGGCUUGCAUCAAGCUACUUACUGCAUCCAUGCCCAUGACGGAUUUCUUUUCAAAGCAGCAUCAAACGAGGCAAAGGGUCACUGGCGUCUAUUUCAAGUCUUUAUAUUCCCCUUCGCAGGAGGUAAAGGAAGUUGCGCACGAAGGACUUCGUAUGGUUCUAACCCACCAAAGUCGACUCCCCAAAGAGCUCUUGCAGACAGGCUUGCGCCCUAUCUUGAUGAACCUUGCAGAUCCCAAGCGUCUGUCGGUCUCUGGCUUGGAGGGCCUUGCGAGAUUACUGGAGCUUUUGAUCAACUACUUCAAAGUUGAGAUCGGACAUAAGCUCCUUGAUCAUUUCCGCAUCGUCGCAGACCCCCAGAUGUUACAAGCAUCUUCGAAACUUCCCUUAGCUGAGAACGAAGGCGUCACGAAGCUUGUCCGAUUGGCCAACAUCUUCCAUCUUCUCCCUUCCGCAGCGAAUAUCUUCUUGGAACACCUCGUCAACGCCAUAGUCCAGACGGAAGCUCAGAUGCACUUUUCCGGCCGUAGUCCCUUCUCGGAGCCCCUUGGUAAAUAUUUAGAUCGUUACCCAGGAGAGGCGAUGGACUUCUUUAUGCGCUAUCUCCAGUUCCCUCGUCAUGUCAGAACUCUGAGAAGCAUCCUUCAAGCAAGGCUUGCCCCCAAUCUCGAGCGUGAGAUUGCGUCUCGCACACAAGCACUGGUCGAGCACUGCUUGAAAAGUGGUGAUCGGAAUCUCCUACUUCCUGGCCUCCUGCUCUUUGAUGACCUGGCAGACCUUCAGCCAACUUGGCUUGCAGACAAUGAAUACAUUGUCGAUGUCCUCCUCGGGAUAUGGCGCUCAGAGCCUCUCCAGCCUGAACAAGAUGAAGUCAUGGUCCCUGACGCGAUUCACCGGCAAUCUUCAAUCAUGUCAAUCUUCAUGAAAGCUCUGGAGCGAACCCCUCGCGUCGACUUGCUUUUCGACAUUGUUGCGAUCUACACCCGCGACAUCGCAAUGGAUCUGACACGUCUUACACAAUUCCUCUAUCGACACGUUGCGCUGAAUGAGGAUCUCUUCUAUCGUCGCAAUGUCUUGUCACGCUUCGUGGUCUGGUUCGAAGACACCUCAUAUCCGUGGGCUCAGAAGACCUUUUUCCUGCGUUUUGUUCUGACACCGACUAUCCUGAUUCAAGCAAAUAGCCCCGACAAGGAGGGGAUGCUUGACAUGGACUUCAUAACAUCUCUUCAUCGAGUGAUCUGGCAACCCAUGACUGACACGUCUUCUUUCCCGGGUGCCGAUGAUAUGUUCAUGAUUGAGUUACUACACUUGACCACGGUGCUAGUACAUCGCUUCCCAGAGCUCGUUGAGGAUGUGAAAAAGGACAUCAUCCGUUGUGCAUGGCACUAUAUAACUAGUGAAGAUGCAGUGGUGAAGCAGACAGCGUAUUUACUAGCUGCGCGUUUCUUCGAAGCCUUUGAUACCCCGCAGAAAUUCAUCCUCCGCGCUUGGACAGGUCUUCUUCGUCCUCCUCAUACGGACGGCAAACUCCUCAUCAAGCAAGCACUGGAUAUUCUUGCACCAGCUCUUCCUCGCUCAGGUGGCAAUGAUGCAGGAUAUCCUCAGUGGGCUAGGACGACUCGGCGUUUACUCGCAGAAGAGGGCAAUGGGUUCCAACAAAUCAUCAUGAUCUACCAACUUCUUGUCCGCCAACCGCACUUAUUCUACCCCGUUCGUGCACUGUUUAUCCCUCACAUGGUCAACUCGCUGUCCAAACUUGGUCUUUCUGGCACGGCGUCCGGUGAAUCUCGUAUCCUCUCCAUAGAUAUCUCCCAGGUUGUCUUUGAUUGGGAACAGAAGUCACAGGAUACCAGCACUCAUGCAGAGUUGUCCCGAGCUUCCACUACAUGGAUCACCCCCCUUCCCUUCAGAGAAAGUAUUGUCAGCUUCCUCGUUCGCCUCGCGACCUCCCCUCUAGAGCCAACGGCCAGGACUAUCCUGUUGCCUCGUGCACUGUCUCUGUUGCAGAAGAUGGUUGCGCCUUCAGGUUGGAGCGAUGUGACCGUCAAGUUGAAUUUUUUUUCACGCGCUCUGGAACAGACAGAACUCGAUUCAGAACCCCACGUUAACCAAGCCCUCAGUGCUGCGAAGGUGCUACAAGUUGUCGCUGCAGAUAAGGAUGAUGCCUGGUAUCUGGCCAACGCCACGAUCCUCCAAUCCUUGGUUCGCAAAGGUCUGACGACAGAUGACCCCGGUUUACAUGACGCCCUUCAUCCCAUCUUUGAACAUCUCUUGCACCUAUUCCCUUUGCCUGAUCGAGACGAGAAACAGGGCGAUAUGUCAGACUUCCACACUUGGGUCUAUACAGCAGUCGAGGAUGGUUUGGCGAACACGACUGCUCUCCGUGGAAUACUCCUCAUGCUCAAAUCAGUCGUGCAAGUAACAGCGGAGCGCGUUCAACCAUUCAGUGCAUCACUUCUACGCCUGUUCAGUAAACUAGCCAAAGACCACGUCAGUUCGACCCCGACUACCAACGGAUUUGAGAACGGUGUCCGCCUGAUCAUCUCUAUCAUCGAGAUUUGCAAAGCUACCAUUCUACACCUCGGCGACCACCGGAAGUCAUUCUUUGCUGCAUUCACUGCGCUCACAGAGAAAUCCAAGAGUCCUACUCUGUGUCACUUUUCCCUUGAUGUCAUGCGGGACUGGGCCCUUCAUACGAACGAAGCAUAUCCAACAAUGAAGGACAAAGUCAGCGUGCUGCAGAAAAUGGCAGGCUUUGAGACCCGCAGCGAUGCGCUAUUCCACAGCUACCUGGAGCUCAUUCACGACAUCUACACAGAACCUUCAUUGCGCAGGAGUGAUUUGACGUCUCGACUGGAACAGUGUUUCCUCCUUGGGUGUCGUGCUCGAGAUCCUGUGCUCAGAGAGCGAUUUAUGGACCUUCUGGACAGUAGCAUCCCCCGUUCUCUUCAGGGUCGUCUAGCAUAUAUCUUGGGAGUCCAGAGUUGGGAGCCUCUCGCGGACCAUAACUGGAUCUAUCUCGCACUACAUCUCCUUCUCGGGGCCGUUGACGGCGAGGUGCCGUUGAUUUCAGAGCGGAGGAUUAGCAUGGUGCCCUUAAAUGGCUCCUUCGUUGCUCGACAGAAUGCAGCGUCAGUCAUUCGUGCCAUGCAAAGAUUGGCAUUCCUUGACCCUCAAGUUGCGCACGACACUUGGGUAUCAGUCUUUCCCGCAGCGUGGGCGUGUCUCUCUCGUCGAGAACAGGCGGACAUGACAUUGCACAUGAUCAACUUGCUGAGCAAGGACUUUCAUGCCAAGCAGCUUGAGCUGCGCCCCAAUGUCAUCCAGACUCUAUUGGGUGGCAUUCACGCCUGCUCGCCUCCUAUGACUCUGCCACCCUAUCUAGUGAAAUACCUCGCAAAAUCAUACGGUGCAUGGCACGUUGGGAUGGAGAUUUUGGAAACGUCUCUGGACUCCGUCAAAGACGAUGAUCCCACUGUCAAAGAAACGGUUUACGAUUCGCUCGCAGAUGUUUAUGCCGAACUAACGGAGGAGGAUGUGUUCUAUGGUCUUUGGCGCCGGCGAUGCCACCACCUCGAGACGAACAUGGCAAUUUCGUUCGAACAGAAUGGCAUGUGGGAGUUUGCCUCCAACUGUUAUGAAGGGGCGAUGACGAAGGCGAAGAGUGGCCAAAUUGCAUUUUCAGAAGUGGAGUAUUGCCUUUGGGAGGACCACUGGAUGCUCGCAGCCGAAAAACUCCAGCAGUGGGAUACAUUGCAUGAUUUGGCGAAGAGCGAAGGGAACCAGGAACUCCUACUCGAGAGUGCGUGGCGCACGAAAGAUUGGGCUGAUCAGAAAGAAUCCCUGGAAGAGCAGAUUAAUCAGCUACCCGACGUCGCGACUCCGCGAAAGCGAGUUUUCGAGGCGUUCAUUGCUCUUCUGAAGGUGCCUGGUGCUCUGGAAAAGAACACCGAAUUCACGAAGAUCCUUGAAGAUGCGAUGCAGCUGUCGCUGCGUAAAUGGGUUGCUCUUCCGUUCCACAUGUCAGCUGCUCAUGUUCCGCUAUUACAACACUUUCAGCAGUUCGUUGAGCUCCAAGAGGCCGUGCAGAUCUUUGGUUCUCUCUCUACAACCACCGCUCAGAAUCUGGAGAAGAAGUCCUCAGAUCUUAAGAUGGUUCUACAAGCUUGGCGGGAGCGCCUUCCUAACCUACAAGACGACAUCAGCAUAUGGAGUGACUUGGUUGCUUGGAGGCAGAAUGUUUUCAAUGCAAUCAACAAGGCGUACAUCCCCCUUAUCUCCAAUACCAACCAGGGCGGUAAUUCUGCGACAAGCAACUUCAAUACCUCGGGCUAUCGUGGGUACCAUGAAACGGCUUGGAUCAUCAAUCGCUUUGCCCAUGUUGCGAGGAAGCACGAUCUUCUCGAUGUCUGCUUCAGUUCAUUGAACAAGAUCUAUACCCUGCCGAAUAUCGAGAUAUCGGAAGCUUUCCUCAAACUACGGGAGCAGGCGCGCUGCCACUACCAGAAACCCAGUGAUCUGCAAGCAGGACUGGAAGUCAUCAAUAACACGAACCUGAUGUACUUCUCUAACCCCCAGAAGGCCGAGUUUUUCACUCUCAAGGGCAUGUUUCAUGCGAGAAGUGGGAGGAAUGACGACGCCAAUCACUCCUUCGGCCAAGCAGUCCAGAUGGACAUGUCUCAAGCCAAAGCAUGGGCGGAAUGGGGACGAUAUAGCGAUCGCAUGUUCAAGGAGUUCCCCAGCGAAAUGUCGCACGCUGCCAAUGCUGUCAGCUGCUACCUCCAGGCAGCUGGACAGUACAAGAAUGGAAAGAGUCGGCCCCUGCUGACUAGGGUGCUCUGGUUGUUGAGUGUAGACGACGCGCAAUUUACAAUCUCCCGAGCGUUCGACACUUACAAGGGCGAGGCAGCGUUUUGGUACUGGAUAUCGCUCAUCCCGCAGCUUUGUCUUUCUAUCAGUCAGCGCGAGGUCAAGCAAGCGCGGUAUAUCCUGCUGAACCUUGCCAAGUUAUUCCCACAGGCAUUAUUUUUCCCAUUGCGGACGACGAAGGAGGACAUGUCAUUCAUCAAGAAGCAAGCUAUGGCUACAGCAGCAGCUCGCGCUCAAGGUGCAAUGACUGCCAACGCAAACAGACGUGCUGACGGCGACCAAGUGAUGCAAGAUGUCACGGCCGAAGUUCAAGCAGAGAUCAUCAAGAAGGAGAAUUCGUCGGGUGACGUUAGCGAGUCUCAGCAUUCCCAAACCCAUUCCCAAACCCAACAAGCUCCCCAGUCCAACACAGAGACAGCUCCUGCUACACAAAACGCAGGUGCCACUGUCCCUCCUUCCGCUCAAAAUGCUCCAGGUGCCUCUGACGCCCAGCCGACUUAUGUCGUUCGCCAAUCUUGGGAACACGUCGACGAGGUCGUUCAGAUUCUUAAGACGGCCUUCCCGCUGCUUAUUCUGAGCAUGGAGACUAUGGUGGAUCAGAUACUGCAGAGGUUUAAGGCUACCCCUGAAGAAGAGAUUUACCGGUUGAUUUGCAUGCUCUUGCUGGAUGCUGUGCAGAACUAUGUGAUGCGGACGAAUACCACGGAGGAUGACGGGCAGCUCCAGCAACAUACCGUACAAAACAUUUCCAAGAUGGCUGCAAACUUAACUGGAUCGGCUAGGCGAGAAUACGAAGAAGACUUCGUCAAGAGCAAACUCACGCAUUACGAGUACAUCCGGAAGCUUCAGCAAUGGAGGGACCGGCAAGAAAAGUAUCUCGACUCCCGACCACGCAUCCAGUCUCUCGACCUCCUUAGCCACUAUCUCACCGAGUUCCAAUAUGGCAAAUUUGACGACAUCGAAGUUCCGGGUCAGUACACCGAGGACAAGGAUAGCAAUCAGAAUUUCAUUCGCAUUCAGCAGUUUGGACCCAAGUUCGAGAACUGUCGGUCAUAUGGAUACUGCUGGCGCAGAUUCACGGUGCAUGGCAACGACAACUCGCGGACAUCGUUCUCUGUUCAGCUUCCUUCUGGCCGACACUGGCGCAGGGAGGAGCGGCUAACGCAAGUGUUCCGUACUUUCAAUUGUGCCUUGGUCCGCAGGAAGGAAUCUCGCAAGCGAAAUCUACUGUUCCAUAUUCCAGCUGCUAUUUCCUGUAGCCCCAGUCUUCGCCUCCUGCAGACCGAUUCGUCGUACAUUACGCUCGGCGAUAUAUAUGACCAUCACUGCGAGGAAGCUGGCUUAUCUCGUGAGGACCCUAUACUUGUCUCUGGUGAGAAAGUCAAGAGCGUGCUGCUAGAAUUCAAGCAGAAAAGUGGCCGGGCGCCAAGCAAAGCGGAAUACUUCACUCUCCGAAAAGACAUCAUGGAUGAAAUUGGCACUAAACUUGUUCCAGAUGAUGUUCUGACCAAAUACAUGACAAGUGCCAUGGCAACACCCGCAGACCUCUGGCGCAUGCGAAAGCAGUUUGCCCUCCAAGUUGCCGCGACGAGCUUCAUGACCUUCGUCUUCUGCCUCACGAGCCGCGCGCCCUCGCGCUUCCAUCUCUCUCGGUCUACAGGGCUUAUGACGAUGAGUGAAAUGUUGCCUGGUCUAGCAGGUCAAGCGCCUGUGUUCGCGUCCAAUGACGCGGUGCCCUUCCGCUUCACCCCGAAUAUGCAGAGGUUUUUGGGCCCUGUGUUUACAGAGGGGUUAUUGACGACAGGCAUCAUGGUUAUCGGAAGGUGUCUAACCGAGCCCGAUUUCGGUCUUGAACAACAACUUUGUCUCUUCGCUCGGGAUGAGGUAAUGACGUGGAUGCAUGGAAAAGGACAUCCGUGGACGUUCGAUUUGUCAUUCAGGACAAGCUGUGCGGCUAACAUUGAGGGUGUGGUGAAGCGUGCUGAGAUUAUGGCAUGCAAAAUCGAGCGCGAGACGGCCCAAUCGAGCACAAAUAUGGGCGGUAUACCAGUCGUACAGACUGUUACCAACUUGAUCUCGACAGCUACGAAUCCUGUGCAGUUGAUGAGGAUGAGCGAGGUGUAUCAUCCAUGGUUCUAGGUUAUCGAAUGUUAUCGAAUGUUGCCUUAAUGAUUGUUUAUCUGUCGCUGAUUGACUGCUGUGCUGGACGUAGAUUGCUUUGCAUACAUGCACGUGUACAUUAGAUAUAACAUACUCGCUUGUAGCAAUGGUUAGUUGCUCUGACAUAUCCG
Molecule: messenger RNA, 10814 nt
Organism: Suillus clintonianus
Lineage: Eukaryota; Fungi; Basidiomycota; Agaricomycetes; Boletales; Suillaceae
Exons: 19
Coding region: 1-10662 (3553 amino acids)
Biological process (GO): regulation of DNA-templated transcription; DNA repair
Cellular component (GO): nucleus; SAGA complex; NuA4 histone acetyltransferase complex
Molecular function (GO): transcription coregulator activity; protein binding
Source: RefSeq, a predicted model, not a curated record